Messenger RNA from Panthera uncia (snow leopard), 2308 nucleotides. It is a transcript of the gene PCGF6, whose product is annotated as polycomb group ring finger 6. The transcript has 10 exons. Lineage: Eukaryota; Metazoa; Chordata; Mammalia; Carnivora; Felidae. The coding region runs from base 99 to 1148 and encodes 349 amino acids. Gene Ontology annotation, biological process: regulation of transcription by RNA polymerase II. The record is from RefSeq and is a predicted model, not a curated record. Gene Ontology annotation, cellular component: PRC1 complex.
GGUCUCUCGCGCCUGCGCACUGGCAGCGUAGGCAGGUCGUCAGUACUCCCGCGCUAGCCAGCCACUGGGUCUCGUCUCCACCGGCCUCUAGCCCCGGCAUGGAGAGGGUUUCGUUGGCUACGGGCAGCGCGGGAGCCGCCAGGGCCGAGGGAGCUGCGGCCAUGCCGCCGCCGCCAGCCGUGUCCCCGCCUGCCCUCACCCCGGCACCCGCAGCGGGGGAGGAGGGCCCGCCGCCUUUGCCCGAGGCGGGGGCUCCCGGCUGCUCGGGCGCCCGGCCCCCAGAGUUGGAGCCGGAGCGCAGCCUGGGCCGCAUGAGGGGCCGCUUCGAGGACGAGGACGACGAGUUGGAAGAGGAUGAGGAGCUGGAGGAAGAAGAAGAGGAGGAGGAGGAAGAGAUGAGCCACUUCUCGCUGAGGCUGGAGGGAGGCCGGCCGGACUCCGAGGACGAGGAGGAGCGCCUGAUUAAUCUCUCAGAACUGACCCCGUACAUCUUGUGUUCCAUUUGCAAAGGUUACUUAAUAGAUGCAACUACCAUUACAGAAUGUCUUCAUACAUUUUGUAAAAGCUGCAUUGUAAGACAUUUUUACUAUAGCAACAGAUGUCCAAAAUGCAACAUAGUAGUACAUCAGACACAACCUCUGUAUAACAUAAGGUUGGACCGACAGUUACAAGACAUAGUGUACAAAUUAGUGAUCAAUCUAGAGGAAAGAGAAAAAAAGCAAAUGCAUGAUUUCUAUAAAGAAAGAGGUCUAGAAGUACCUAAACCUGCUGUUCCACAGCCAGUCCCUUCGAGCAAAGGAAGAUCUAAGAAAGUCUUAGAAUCAGUGUUUCGUAUCCCACCUGAACUUGAUAUGUCUUUACUACUAGAGUUCAUUGGUGCUAAUGAAGGCACGGGACAUUUUAAGCCCUUGGAAAAGAAGUUUGUCCGAGUUUCUGGAGAAGCAACUAUUGGGCAUGUAGAAAAAUUCCUCAGAAGAAAAAUGGGUCUUGAUCCAGCUUGUCAGGUAGAUAUCAUCUGUGGCGAUCACUUGUUGGAGCAGUAUCAGACCCUAAGGGAGAUCCGACGUGCGAUUGGUGAUGCAGCAAUGCAGGAUGGUCUGCUGGUCCUCCAUUAUGGUCUUGUGGUUUCUCCUCUGAAAAUUACUUGAAGAUUCUAGCAGCAUUAGGAGGAGGGAAACGAAAUAAUGAGGCUUCUGCAGGAUUGCAUUUCACCAAAGAUUUCCACACAACAUGUAAUAGCUACCAUUUUGUGCUGCUGGAGACAUAACUUAUCUAUUUUCAGCACGUAGAUUCAUAACAUUUAUAAGUACAACUUGGAAUGAUGGAAUGCAUCUGUUUUACUAGAAACUAUAUAUAAAAAGCAUCCAUAGCUCAGGGGGAAAUUUUCAGAGCAUUAAAUUUUUAAAUUCCUUGUGAUCUCAAAUACUUUGACAUUGAUUUUGCUUCCUAAUCUUUGAGGUAAAUCAGUUACUAUUUUCUUCUUGUUGAGCCAUAUCCCUUUCCCGUUGGCGGUUAGGAUUCUGCUCUCUGGAAUGGCAUCCGUUGGGCAGUCAUGCUUUUGGAAAAGAAGGAUGCUUUUGAACUGAAGAUUCAAAGUCAGGCUUUGUUAAACUACAGAGUGUACCUCUUGGACAAAGACCAAAACUACUGGCCACUUUUGUAUGCUGCCAUCAUAUUUGGAACACGUAUCUUUCUUUUCCCAGCAAUACUACCACAGAGAUGAUAUGUACUUCUAAAAGGGAUGAAUUAUCAUUCUUUGUGAAGAGACUGUCUCCUGCAGGGUUUAUGGCCUGUACUGUAAGCCUUCAGUGUAAUAAAGACUCCUUUAACAGAUCUUAACAACAAGGGAUGCCUCUUUGAAACAUUAUCUUUAUUAUUUGAAUGUUAGUUUGAUUAGCAUUCACUUUGAGUAUGUAGUUUGGUUGUCAGUACCUUAGAACACCACUGCUUCUCAAAGUAAUAAAUAAACGAGUGAAUUUGCAAGUUUACAGAAUACUUACUGUUCCUCAGUAAGUCAGUUUAAUGUUCAUUGUCCCAUUACUUUGUCACUGGGAUAAAGAAUACGGGUGUUUAAGAGUUCGCUCACGUGCAAAGAUUUCAGUUUUAAAUGUUAUUUUGCCUAAAAUUAGCAUUGUGAUACUUUCUAAAACAAUAUUUUGUAAACCCUAUUUCACUGCAAAAUUUCCAAGUCUGCGUAUAGAAGCAAUUACAAAUGAAUGAGGUUUGGCGAUUGUUUUGUAAAGAAUUUGUGAAUUGUGUAUAAAUCUCUUCUAACAUUUAAUAAAAAUUUUUAAUAAAAAUUUAUUUU